Molecule: messenger RNA, 2511 nt
Organism: Penicillium taxi
Lineage: Eukaryota; Fungi; Ascomycota; Eurotiomycetes; Eurotiales; Aspergillaceae
Product: urease Ure
Exons: 7
Coding region: 1-2511 (836 amino acids)
Biological process (GO): urea catabolic process
Cellular component (GO): urease complex
Molecular function (GO): urease activity; nickel cation binding
Source: RefSeq, a predicted model, not a curated record
AUGCAGCUUGUUCCGAAAGAGCUUGACAAGCUCACUAUAACACACCUCGGGUUCCUGGCACAGCGUCGCCUUGCCAGGGGUGUUCGGUUGAAUCAUGCAGAGGCGGUGGCCUUGAUCUCUUCAGUUCUACAAGAGCUUAUCCGUGAUGGCCAAUUCUCCGUCGCCGAUUUGAUGUCUAUUGGUAAGACUAUGCUCGGCCGUCGUCAUGUCUUACCCUCUGUCGUUGCAACCCUGGUCGAAUUACAGGUGGAAGGUACCUUCCUGAGUGGAACCUACCUGGUGACAGUGCACCAUCCCAUCAGUAGUGAUGAAGGAGAUCUUGAGCGUGCGCUAUAUGGUAGCUUCCUGCCCGUUCCCCAACGCGAAGCCUUUCCCGAUCCGGAUCCAGAGGACUUUGUGCCUGAGAAGAUGCCCGGUGCUGUGAUUCCGGCGAAGCAUGCUCGAAUCUCAUUGAAUGACGGACGCAAGCGUAUUCGUCUGAAGGUUAUGAGCAAAGGUGACCGACCAGUACAGGUGGGAUCUCACUACCAUUUCAUUGAAACCAAUCCGCAGUUACACUUUGAUCGAGUCCAGGCCUAUGGCUUCCGGCUAGAUAUCCCCGCUGGCACAUCCAUUCGUUUCGAGCCUGGUGAUACCAAGACUGUCACAUUGGUGGAGAUUGCUGGGAAUCGCGUUAUCCGUGGCGGCAACAAUUUGGCUCAUGGGCCGAUUGACCUCAGCCGUACAGAGGAGAUUGUGACUCGUCUGCAGACAGCAGGGUUUGCGCAUGUCCCAGAACCAACUGCAGAUAGCGCAUUGCUUUCCGGCUUUUCGAUGGACAGAGAAGCCUACUUACGCAUGUUCGGCCCGACUACAGGCGAUUUGGUGCGCCUUGGUCUGACCGACCUGUGGGUGAAAGUGGAGAAGGACCUGACUAGCUACGGCGAUGAGUGUACUUUCGGUGGUGGCAAGAGUAUUCGUGAUGGUAUGGGUCAGGCUUCAGGACGUUCAGCCGCCGAGUGUGCCGAUACUGUCAUCAUAAACGCAUUGAUAAUCGACUGGACGGGUAUCUACAAGGCCGAUAUUGGUAUCAAAGACGGCCUCAUUUGCGGAAUCGGCAAAGCCGGAAACCCCGAUGUCAUGAACGGCGUACACCCUGAUUUGGUGAUUGGCUCAUCUACAGACGUGAUUGCUGCCGAGAAUAAGAUUGUCACCGCCGGUGGUUUCGACAGCCACAUCCACUUGAUCUGCCCGCAACAGGUGGACGAAGCCCUGGCCUCAGGUAUUACUACAUUCCUUGGUGGUGGUACUGGUCCUAGCACUGGAUCUAACGCGACCACUUGCACACCGGGACCUCUUCACUUACGCCAGAUGAUGCAAGCGUGUGACAGCCUACCGAUCAAUAUUGGAAUCACUGGUAAAGGCAAUGAUUGCGGACGCCAGAGCCUCGUAGAGCAGGCCAAGGCCGGUGCGGUUGGUCUGAAGCUGCACGAAGAUUGGGGCUCUACACCCGCCGCAAUUGACAACUGCCUGGAUAUCUGUGACGAGUAUGACAUCCAGUGCUUGAUCCAUACCGACACAUUGAACGAGUCUGGAUUCGUCGAGCAGACCAUCGGCGCAUUCAAAGGCCGCACCAUCCACACGUACCACACCGAAGGCGCAGGUGGUGGUCACGCACCAGACAUCAUCUCGGUUGUGGAACAUCCCAACGUGCUCCCCAGCAGCACGAACCCGACCCGACCAUUCACGCUAAACACCCUAGACGAGCAUCUCGACAUGUUGAUGGUAUGCCACCACCUGUCAAAGAACAUUCCCGAAGAUGUCGCCUUUGCCGAGAGCCGUAUUCGAGCGGAGACCAUCGCUGCUGAAGACGUGCUGCACGAUCUUGGUGCUAUCAGCAUGAUGUCCUCAGACUCGCAGGCCAUGGGUCGCUGCGGAGAAGUUAUCCUGCGCACUUGGCACACCGCGCACAAGAACAAGAUGCAGCGUGGUCCCCUGCCCCAGGAUGUGGGCACCGAUAAUGAUAAUUUCAGAGUCAAGCGCUAUAUCAGCAAGUACACCAUCAACCCGGCGGUAGCUCAGGGCAUGGCACACCUGCUCGGUAGUGUGGAGGUUGGCAAGAUCGCAGAUCUUGUCCUCUGGAAGCCUAGCGCAUUCGGCACGAAGCCACUACAAGUCUUAAAGAGCGGCAUGAUAGCCGUUGCAAACAUGGGUGAUGCCAACGCCUCAAUCCCAACAAUCGAGCCAAUGAUCAUGCGACCUAUGUUCGGCGUCCGUGUACCGAAAACAUCAAUCAUGUUUGUCUCGCAAGCCUCCAUAGAUGAAGGCAUCGUCCAUACAUACGGUCUACAAAAACGCAUCGAAGCAGUAAAGAACUGCCGCAAUAUCGGAAAGAAGGAUAUGAAGUUCAACGACACAAUGCCGAAGAUGAAAGUUGAUCCAGAAAGCUAUACUGUCGAGGCUGAUGGCAUGCUGUGUGAUGCUGAGCCUGCAACCGAGUUACCUCUCACACAAGCGUAUUAUAUCUUUUAG